AUGACGACGAAAAAGUCUCCGCUGUUCUUCUUUCUCCUCUUCGUUUUCGUGGGGGUUCUUCUUCCUGUCGUGAGCGCUGACGAUGGAACGACGAUCGACGACGAGGAAAAUGGAUUUUUCGUCGUCCCGGUACCACCGCCGAUUCCGAGCGACUUCGACGGCGACGUGUACGAGCACCCGGAGAGGACGACAGAAGAGAAGGAAAACUUUGUUAAAGCGGCAUCCGGAGCGAGAGGGAGAAGAAGAGAAGACGAGGACGACGGAAACGAUAAAAUUCCGCUUUUGACGAAUUCUGCUUUGUAUUACGAGAAACAAGAGAAACAACGAGAACGAAGAGUAAUGAAAAAUGUUUUAAGAAACGCGAAAAGUGCGCUCGAGAACGCGAAGAAUGGGAAGACGAGCGAAUUAGAGAGGAAUUUAGAGACGUUAGGAAACUAUUUGGAGGAUAUGGAGAGUGUUUUAAGUGGUGGGAAAGGAGACGGCGUUGUUCGUAAAGACGACGUAAACGACGACGACAUCGGUGAUAAUGGUGGUGGUGGUGGUGCGUACUCCUCAGACCUCCUAUCGCGGAAGAGUUCCGCCACUGGGAGUAAGUACCACCGAGACAGUAACGAAGAAAACGCGAAAAAACGACUGAUGAGAUUGGCGUCGGUGCAGAAAUUUCCGCAUCCGAUAACGUCGGUAAAAUUUACCAGACACCGCGAGCGAGAUUUGAAGAUGGAAAUUUACGACAACAAUAAAAGUGAAAGAGUUGAUGAUGAAACAAAUACGAUGAGAACGAAGAGUAGAACGAUGAUGAAAGUUAUGGCUCGAGUGGACGAUAUCGUGCCGAAGAUUGCGCUCGUUGGAGACGAGAAAGGCACGCUGUUCGCGUUGGAUGUGAAAUCUGGUGAGAUUUUAUGUAAAUACGACCUCGAAAAGAGUGGCAGAAAUGCCAUCACGACGAUCGAAUCUUACGCAGUCGCUGACGACAGUAGUGAUGAUGAUAGCAGUAAAAAUAAAGGUAGUAAAAAGAGUAAAAGUGGUGAAAAAGUGGUCGAUACGAGAAUCAUCCUGGGACGCGCCGACGGUUCGGUAACGUUUUUGACCAUGCGCUUAGAAGAGGACGGCGAUGAAAAUAAUGGUACUACCGCGUCUUUGACGCAUUUUGGAACGAUCACGCCGAAGACGAUGACGGAAACUACGAGCAACGAGAAGAAAGGCUCCACCUCGGAAGCGUUGUCGCAAAGGCGCGAAAAAGAAAACCAGGGACGAGAUGUCGCCGUUGUCGCCACGCAUGUCGCGGUGCUUCACAACGGCGAACGCCGAGUCAUCGUCGCGAACGGUAAAAGUACGGUUACGAUUAUAAAAGAAGCCGCCAAAGAUACCAACGACGACGCGAAGAAGGUGAUUUUGGGCGAAGAUUUGACGUAUACCUCGGAACAAAUGAAUACGCGCGGACGAAUCAUGUCUUUUCAAUCCGUGCUGCUCUCAAAGACGAAACGCAAGAGAUUGCGACAACAAAAACAACAUCGAGAAAAAACGGAUAUCAUGGCGAUAACCUCUCGCGGUGAAAUUGUCAUCCUUUCGUUAUCGCUCUCGUCAGAGCUUUCCAGUUUCGAAGUCGUUUCGUGCACCACACCUGGUAGUCACGCGCGAACACCUUUCGAGACGGUGAGCGACGGAGCUUUUGAGCCGACGAGUUCGACGAAUUCCGCGCGGGUCGUACUCGACGCGUCGCAGCUGGCGUAUUUAAAAGUCACUGAACGAGAAGAUAACGAUGAUGAUGAAAAAGAAGAAAGAAGCACAAAAGGAAACCACUACUCGUGUUCGCUUUCGAGCGCGCGGCCUUUGAAGUUUGGUCUUUCUCUGCUUUCCUCUUCCUCUUCGUCAUCUUUGGCGGAUAAAGAAGCGGAGGAUUUGAUGACGUUCAAAAUCGUUUCGCUCCGCGAUGGAGUCGCCGUCUUCUCCGCGUCUCUUCCCUCUUUGUCAUCACCGCAUCCUCUGUUCAACGGCAUUCGCGCGUACGAAACGAACACGGAUUUCAAAACCAGAAGCGACGACGACGAAACGUACUUCGCGAAAGACGGCGUCAAAUUUUCAUGGCGCGACGUUUUAUACGACAUCACGAAAGGCGAAGAAGAGGACGGCGAACGACUUUCAGAUGAUACGGACGACGACGACGUGAACGCCUCGCUCAUCACCGCCACUGGAGACGGUCGUCGAACUCUCGCGUUCGCUCUUCCGUCGCACCCGUCCGUAUUAGUUUUCUAUCGCUGGCAAGGAGGCAUGUCUGAACUCGAGAGAAACAGAGCGCUGAUGCGUCGGCAACAACGCAAGAACGCGCAACAUUCGGCCAGCUCUUUUACGACGGUUUUCGACGCGUUCACGCGCUUAUUGGAAUCGAAAAUAACCCCAGCUCUUCUCGUCGGGGUCGUUUCGUAUUACACGUUUUUCGUCAAGAACAAAGACGCCGCGGUGAAACUCAACGAAAGAGCUCGAAUAGAUUACGCGAAUAUGAUGCACACCGCGCGCGAACAGCAGCAACAACAGCAGCAGUACCAACAAAACGGGAGGGAUUCUCCUCAGUUCAAACGACGAGACUCGAGGAAAUUGUACCGCGAAUUCGAUCCGAAAAAGUUCAGGAAAGAGGUUUUAGUCCCUAAAGAACAGAUGAAGAUGAAAAUGAGGAGUAAACAGAUGAAAACAGAUGAUGAGAACGCUCCCGCCGGAGCUCGAAACGAGUAG
Bathycoccus prasinos is the source of this 2727-nucleotide messenger RNA. RefSeq lists its product with no specific name. The coding region runs from base 1 to 2727 and encodes 908 amino acids. Lineage: Eukaryota; Viridiplantae; Chlorophyta; Mamiellophyceae; Mamiellales; Bathycoccaceae. The record is from RefSeq and is a predicted model, not a curated record. The transcript has a single exon.